This is a messenger RNA of Thrips palmi, 1842 nucleotides long. RefSeq lists its product as uncharacterized. Gene Ontology annotation, molecular function: protein binding. Lineage: Eukaryota; Metazoa; Arthropoda; Insecta; Thysanoptera; Thripidae. Bases 17 to 1549 code for a protein of 510 amino acids. The record is from RefSeq and is a predicted model, not a curated record. The transcript is spliced from 10 exons.
GACGGACGCGUUGGGAAUGGUGUGCGUCUGUUUCGGCAAACAAGUGGCUUUCAUAGUACUCUAUGAGCUCAUUUACUCUAUCCUGCUCAUGUACGCAGGGCCGGUCCUUGUAGCUUUGCAUUUAACCGUACCUGUCUUACGAUCUUAUUGGUAUCGUUGCCUACACUAUACUUUUAUGGUAACAUCAUUGUCGCAGCCCUUAUUUUUGGUGUGGUUUCUUCUUCGAGUUGAUCGCGUAACCGAUAAAGGUACCGCCACGGUGAAACGCAUUCAUUCUCUUUGGAACGUACCUCAAAUUUCAGAGGCGCACAUAGGCCAGCUAGAACGUUUUGCUGCAGCUGUAACUCGACGUCCGAUUCGGGUUAAUCUAUCUGGACUGAUGACUUCACGCCUCAGCAGCCUCAUAGUGCACUGUGGGGAGGACAUCAUGGAGUGCUCAGAUCCCAAGCUAGGACCGUCUGUUCCCGUCGUGCGGCUGGUUCGUUUGGAGUCCAGAGAGUUACAGCACAGUUCAAAGGUCUUCGUGGAAUGCGGUGAUCCCAAGCUAGGGCCUUCUGUCCCAGUAGUACGGCUGGAACGUUUGGGGUCCAAUGAGCUUUCCCAGUGGAGCGGUAGCAACUGGCACACGCUGCCGGCGGACGUCGUCGUGCAGGUCCUGAAGUAUCUGUCCAACUCGGGCGUCGUGUCGGUCGGGCAGACAUGUUUUGCUUGGCGUUCUGCAGCUAAAAUGCCUUUCGUGUGGGCACAUCGCAGCCUGUCCUACCGUUCCCACAGCCGCAGUUGGCACACGGAUGCCCAACACUUUGCUCGAGUCAUCAGGUUUGCGCCCCGCCUCGCAAGGGUCAUUUGUCACUUCGGCAUGAAGCCUGCAGCAAAGAAAGCUAUCAACACUCAAUCCAAGUGUCAGGUCCGAUGCGCAGACCUGAAUGGCCGUCUGAAGUGGUCAUCCAGUUACAUCACCCGUCAAAGGGACAACCUGGAGGAGCUGUCCCUCGUGAACCCCACCGAGGACGUCUUGAAGCUGACUCUGGAGCUGCCGCACCUCAAGGCGCUCACUGUACUGUACAAACUAGCACACCCUAAAUGGGAGAAACAGUUUCUCAACUACGACGUACCCACGCUGCCCGACGACUCCGUGGGAAACGGCACGGUCACGAAGCUCCAAUGCGGUACCUAUGUCGCCCUUGCGGCAGUCAACUCCUUGGUGCGGAUCCACGCGACGUCCCUGGAAGAAGUGUCGGCGCAUUGCCUGCCGCUGGCCGUGAGCGAGUGCGCGUCGCUUCGCCGCCUCACUGUGAAGCUGAACCCCGUCAAGGAAGUGGACCAAAGGAAUCUGCGCACCGCGCUUCAGGGCAAGAAGCUGGAAACACUGGCAUUCAAGGGUGGACCAUCUCACGUAAAGAACGCGUGCCAGACCUUUCGUCAAGGGCUGGAGAGGGACGGCGUUUCCAAGACGCCGGUGACGUGCGACGGAUGCAUCGCUCCAAGGGCUCCCCAAUGGGGGGUGCUCCCCGACUACAUGUACGACCCCAUGGAUGAGUACGACUGACACGAGCCAAUGAAAUCUGUAUUCCCCAACGUUUCAAAUUUUGUUUUCAAUUUAAGUUGUGCCUAGUUACGAUCGACUCUAUUCGGCUUUAGUCCUGGUUGCCACUGUAAAGCCUUUCUUAUGGUUUUCCAUUGUAGUUCUCUUACACAUUUAAGUUGUAUGAAAUAUGGUUCUUAGCGAACCCGUAAAUGUAGAAUGUAAAGAUUGUCGUCGUUUUGAACCAAUGUAUUUUCUUUUAUUAAGAUUGACGAGUUAAGAUUUACGUGUAUUAAAUAAAUCUAUUGUUCACCUUG